AAAAAAUAAAAAAAAUAAAAAUAAAAAUACUCAACUUUCUUCUCCUCUCCAUCAUCGAUUAUCAACAAGGACACUGACCAACUACAACUACUCGAUUCCAAUCGAUAUGAGUAAUCAAAACAAAUACUUGAACUUAGUUUUAUCUCAUUCAGAUCAAGACGACGAAAUCGAGAUCGGAUCAGAAAAGAAGAACAAAAACAAAAACAAAGCUGAAGUUCAAGAAGAUGAUGAAGGAAUUCAAUCGACUUCAAAGAAAUCAACAUCAACCAUCAUUGAUUUAACAUUAGAUUCACCUCCAAUUUCUACCAAUAAAAGAACUCAAUCAAAUCCAAGUACAAGUACAAGUCAUCAUCUUGAUCAAAAUCGAUUUCAUCAUGUAAAAAAAUUAAAACAAACUACUUUAUCUAAUUAUCAAUCAAAAACACCUGAACCUGAUCAUCCUACAAAACCUUCCUCUUCUGCUUCUGCUCCCUCUCUUGACUUAGAUGAAGAAUUAGCUUGUCCAAUCUGUUGUGAAUUAUUUGUUUCGCCUGUUAAUUUCGCUUGCGGUCAUUCAUUCUGUGGUAGUUGUGCACAUGAUUGGUUACAAAAAGAGUCGGUUUGUCCAUCUUGUCGACAAGAAUCGACUUCACCACCUGCUCGAAUGUAUAUUCUUGAAUCAAUCAUACAAAAAUACUUUGAUCAUCAACUUAGUAUGCUUAGAUCAGAAGGCAAGGAUUCAGAAGCAUUAGCUAUGGAACUUGAAAGAG
Molecule: messenger RNA, 749 nt
Organism: Melampsora larici-populina 98AG31
Lineage: Eukaryota; Fungi; Basidiomycota; Pucciniomycetes; Pucciniales; Melampsoraceae
Exons: 4
Source: RefSeq, a predicted model, not a curated record